UCUACUAAUUGUGUCACCUCCAAUGUGCUCUGGAUCAUUCAGACAUGGUGACUCAUCUCUACCUUAGUGUGACAAUCUUGGCUCUUUUUGCAACAACUGUUGCUAAUGCAGAGAUCAAAGUAGACUGUGGGAAAGACUCAAUAAGUAUCAAAUGGAGGAUCAAUGCGGAGUUGGUGCCACAUGCAGCUCGUCUCUUUCUCGGGAGCUGCAUGCCAUCUCGGUUGAACGUCCUGCCCAGCGGGGAGGGGGAGGCACAGUUCAACUACCGGUUUGCUGACUGCAAAUUUAAAAGACUGAUGAAAGGAAAACGUCUCCUCUAUCAAAAUGAGCUGACUUACAGGCCGCAGCAAAAGUCAAAACCUGCUGCCUUUGUGUAUCCCAUUGAGUGUGUUUAUAAAAGACCUGAAGGCUGGGUUCCCCCUUUCCUGAACCCUGGGUCAGGUGUCUCUGAAGGCCGAGGCGGGCUGGUGUUUCACAUGGCACUCCUCGAUGAUCAGCUAACAGGUAUAGCAAAGACAAAUGUCAUCCCCCUGGGCUCCUUCAUGCCAAUAUGGGCGGCAGUGGAGCAGAACUCCCAUCAACCUUUGCUGCUGCUCAUGGAGGAAUGUGUGGCAUCCACUUCACCAGAGCUGCAGACUGGCAGCCAGGUUUACCCCAUCAUUAGCAAUAAGGGGUGUCUUUUAGAGAGCAUGACGGCAAACUCUGUGUUCCUCCCUCGGUACCACUCGUCUGCUCUCAUCCUUUACCUGCAGUCCUUCAAGGUUGGACUCGGAGAGGAGGUGUACAUUCAUUGUAAACUCGUUGCAUGGGAUCCUGAAGCUCUUGACGAAAGCAAAAAAGCCUGCCACUACGUCAAGGAAAACAGGAGGUGGGAACUGCUCGAUGACCCUUUUCAGAGCUCCGUCUGCAGCUGCUGCGAUUCAACCUGCAAGUUACGCUCCAAAAGAGGAAUUGAAUCUGAAACCCACAGCUUUAGUCACAACUCUGUGUUGGGCCCCCUGAUCAUAAGGGAUCCAGCUGACUCAGAGACCCACAAUGCAUCAGUGGUGUCUGUCACUGCAGCCAAUUCUGAUGGUAACAUUAUCUCAACAGGAAGCCCAGAUGAUAGAGUCGAUGAUCAUGCAAAGCAGAGGGGGCCGGAAGAAGAUGUCCUCAGCCUCCUCAAGAUAUCCCCUUUACAUGAUUGAGUUAGUGUUUGCAGAUGAAUCCAUCCUGAACUCUCUGUACCAAUAAACCUGGUGUAAACUCCUGA
Molecule: messenger RNA, 1252 nt
Organism: Plectropomus leopardus (leopard coralgrouper)
Lineage: Eukaryota; Metazoa; Chordata; Actinopteri; Perciformes; Serranidae
Product: zona pellucida sperm-binding protein 3
Biological process (GO): egg coat formation; binding of sperm to zona pellucida; positive regulation of acrosome reaction
Cellular component (GO): extracellular matrix
Molecular function (GO): acrosin binding
Source: RefSeq, a predicted model, not a curated record